UAGAUCAAGAUUCUUGGGCGGAGCGUUGCAUAUCGUUUUAUGUCUAAGUAAGCAUGUUCAUUUCUACUAUAAAACCAGCCAAAGUUCAUAUUUUUGAAGUACUGUCAGCUGAAGUGUGAGUGAAAUUUGUCCAGACAUGGAUACUGUAUCAGACUCGAUGCUUGCGAGGGGACUGAUGUUCAUAGGUGGCUUCACAGUGCUGUAUUACAUGCUGAAAUGGUCCUGGGAAUGCUGGUAUGGAUUCAGAGUGUAUGUGCUGUCAAAAGUUUGGCAAGCUGAUUUAAAGGCAUAUGGACAAUGGGCAGUUGUCACAGGGGCUACCUCAGGGAUUGGCAAAGCUUACGCAAAUGAGUUGGCCAGAAGAGGCCUGGACAUUGUACUGAUCAGCCGGUCAAAAGAUAAACUCCACAUUGUUGCCAAGGAGAUUGAGAGCCAACAUGGACGCCAGACCCAGAUCAUCCAGACAGACUUCACAGAGGGCCAUGACAUCUACCCUGCUAUAGUUGAGGCACUACGGGACCUGGACAUAGGCAUCCUGGUUAACAAUGUAGGCAUGAACUAUUCUGACAAGUUGGUACAUUUCCUGGACAUUCCCAACCCUGAGCAGAGAAUCACCCAGGUGAUCAACUGUAACAUCCUCUCUGUCACCCAGAUGACCAGACUGGUUCUCCCACGCAUGGUGGAAAGAGGGAACGGUCUGAUCAUCAACAUGUCUUCAGAGGCAGGUGCUCAACCACAACCCAUGCUGUCUCUCUACUCCGCCACCAAGAUUUUUGUGACAUAUUUUUCCAGAUCUCUGAAUUCUGAGUACAAGUCACAAGGAAUCACAGUUCAGUGUGUGGCUCCCUUUAUGGUAUCCACUAACAUGACCCACAACUUGCCCCCCAACCUGUUGUUGAAGAGUGCCAGUGAUUUUGCCCGUGAAGCUCUGAACACAGUGGGUCACUCUAGCUACACCAGUGGCUGUGUCUCUCACGCUCUUCAACACAUUGCACUGUCCAUUUUCUUCCCUGAUUGGCUGCGCCUUUCAUCCUACUGUGUGAAGCAGACAGAGAAAUUUGCACAGAGCAUGCAGAAAAAAAUUGAUGAAAUGACAGAACAUUCUGCAAGCAAAGAGGACUAAGGAGUGCGAAGGAGGUUGCUACUGAAAUGUUUGUGGUGCUUUAAAGAGGUCAAAUUGGAAAUUGAUAUAUUUUUUAUUCCAUGUGGAUAACUUACUUGAUCAAUGUUACUGUAUUUGUAUUGACUGCCAUUGAAAUGUAUUGGUAAUAGGACAGAGAUUGUGUAAUGUUGAUGUUGUUGUGAUGUAAACAAGCUGACCCCAAAUCCACCAUGACCUAUAUAGCCUGAGUGCAGCAGAGAAUGAUCUGUGGGAGAUGGAACUCUCAAACUGGCUUCUAUAGUAUAUAUUCUAGCUAUAUACUGGAGUAAUAUACCUAUUAUGGAUAUAGACGACAACAUUAUAACUGGACGCUUGAACAUGUGCAUGUUAUGGUUGAUUUGGACUUUUAAUAUAGUACAAUUUUUGGUAUCAACCGUCGCAUGUCAUUUUUGUGAUUUAGACUUUCUUAAAAAUAAAUAAAGACAAAAAUACUUUA
Coregonus clupeaformis (lake whitefish) is the source of this 1598-nucleotide messenger RNA. It is a transcript of the gene hsd20b2, whose product is annotated as hydroxysteroid (20-beta) dehydrogenase 2. Bases 137 to 1123 code for a protein of 328 amino acids. The record is from RefSeq and is a predicted model, not a curated record. The transcript is spliced from 11 exons. Gene Ontology annotation, cellular component: endoplasmic reticulum. Gene Ontology annotation, molecular function: oxidoreductase activity. NCBI's taxonomy places the organism in Eukaryota, Metazoa, Chordata, Actinopteri, Salmoniformes, Salmonidae.